AUGCAAGCCAUCUUUGUACGUGCUGGAGUUGAUGUCUACUGUCAUCUUGAAGAUGAUCGAUGUCUCCUUUUUCAUAAUCAUCAACCAGUUCUUUCACAGCAUCAUCCUUUACUACGACCCACACAUGGUGAUUACCUCAAGCUCGUGGUUCCUCCAUCACUGUAUUGUGAUGAGCCCACACAGCCGCUUCUGGCCCGGCGACAACAGCAUAACGAGCUCACCUUUGGCAAUUCCCCCAGUUGGUCCGAAAGUUCUGGAUACUCGCCCAGCCUGCUUGAUCCUUCAGAACUUCGUGCACAACUUGGAAUCCAAGACCCUGCAGACAUUGCGCUGUUGCAGAUUUCAGUUGAUUUGAAUACGGUUGAAACCUUGGGUGCCAUCUGUCGGCAACCAUUGUGCCUACCACCCCAGUUGGAGGAUAUUCAAUCAUCUGAUCGCAUAUGUCCUGUACCACACUCCGAGCUUAGCUUUACGGAGGAGUUCCUCAGAGCCGUCAAUGCCAUGAGCACCGCCGCAGAAAACUUGCCAGAAUUUCAAGAAGAUGCUUUUGAUUUGGAAACUUUGGCUCCCUGGACACGAGAGUUGCAUGAGCAUUGGGAUCGCUUGGCCACUAUCGGCCCGGGAGCGGUCGAACGCCUUGGUCGUUUAGAGACCUGGUUCACUGACCAUCUGAGUUACCAGAGAUGCCACCACACCCGCAUCGCUAUUCUUGGUCCGGAUGCUCAUCGAUGGGAAGACCAAAUAAAGCACCUCUGGCGGCAACACAUCCUCCCCGGAGCUGCAGUUGAGUUUCACAUUGUGUAUCCGUUGCCGGAGGAUGCAUCCGGUCAGAUUAUUGGCCAACUCAUUGUGGUGCAACGCCCCCAGCGGUUCCAACGUUCCAUUGUGCUGUCCAUUUAUGAUAGCGAGUACGACCGCGGCCUUGCACAUUCAUUGGCGAUGGUGAUGGGUGACCGCAUCGACCUCAUGUCGGUGAUGAUUAUGGCGGAACUGACUGAGGAGUGUCCCCCCGAGGCGCCCCGCAAUGAAUGUUCGCUCUGGUUCGGGGCUCGGCAGUUUGCUCCCAAUGAGCGUGCCUAUGCACGCCAUGGUCAUGCAUUCAGGCUUGUGUUGAAUCGCGCUCAAGGGCCACCACCUCCAAGGCCUGUGGUCACCAAUCUGGCACAACGCCAGGCACAACUGGCUCAAAAUUCGGCUUCUCCGCCAUUUUUGGGCGCAGAGGACACAGCACCUACUUGGUUGGUGGAAAUGUCGCGAGCCUUUCCUGACGGAGCUGCAGUGGAACGAGAAGAUGAAGGGCCCGUUGCAUAUCUUACCACUUGGUUUCUUCACGUUGCCCUUCGGCCUAGCUGCGUGCAAAACAGAGUGGUGCGUCUCAGAGACCAAUCUUGGAUGUGGCAUCGGACAUUGAUUGAACGCUGGGGAGAUCACUUUGAUAGCACACUUCCCGUUCAAUUCUUUUGGGUUGCACCUAUGCCUCCUUCCUCAUUGACGCAGCACACCCUUGGCCAUAUGUUGAUUGCGCAGGGACUCCCAGUGGACCAAGUUGCCGCGUUGCUCACCACGCGUGUGCGUGAUGAUGAAGGCCAAGCCUUGCACCAUGUUGCUACAUUUUUGCCCGCCCAUGUCUCGGCAGAAAUGGUCGUCGACAUUUUGGCGCUUCCCGGGCCUCUUCGGCGAUUCCCUCGCAGAGUAGGAUUUGGACAAGAGUACUUUGCUCCACAUGCCACACAGCAGAUCCAAUCUGGAAGCUCCCUUGUCGUGGAUGUCUUGGGUAGUCAACGGUUUGUUCAACCUUCUACAUCAUCGACUGACGAGGCACUCAACUUGGUUCAGAUCAAGGUUCGCCGCACCAAGGCACCUCACCCUGAAGCACAUCCUCCUCUCGAGACGGCUGCUGCUGAGUCUGCAGUACCUCUGACUGAACCCGCAGAAGCUUUUCAGCCAAGGGUUACGUUGAACCUGACUGCUUGCUUGGCCGACAACUUCGUGUACAAGGAAGAACAGUAUUCCUUUCCUGAAGUGGCUUACAUGCAGGUCCCAAAUUGGCCAUCCUUCUUUGCCAGAGUAUUGCCCUCUCCGACCUUCAUACCCGAGGGCCUCAAGUUGCACCCUACCACUUACUUUGCUCUUGCGUCCCCAGCAGAAUUUCAAGAAGUUUCUCUGCGUGACUGCAUAGCUUUGUACGUUGACGGCGCGGCGGAUGGCAUCAAGGCCGCGUGGAGCAUUGUUUUUGUCUAUUUUGACUCAGAUGGCUUGCCGUCUCUUCAAGGGUGCGUUGCUGAUCAAGUCGUGAUUGACACCACGCAUGACAAGUGGCUUGGCGCCAAUUGCCCUGACAACAUUGCCGCAGAGGUGACUGCAGCUUGUGCUGCCAUGGCUGCGUGCUUAGGGAUGGAACAACACCUCCACAUUGUCAUUCGACCAGAUUUGAAGCUCAGCGCCAAACUGGCUACCCAUCAAUGGGGUUGCACAGCACAUCCCCUUCUUUGCCAAUUGUGUGAAACGCUUGGAAGUUGGUUCAAAAAAUGCCGUGGCACUUUUCUUGAAGUCAGAGGGCAUUGCGGAGAUCCUUGGAAUGAGUUGGCAGAUGGUGUUGCGAAACAUUGUAUGGAAGUUGGACAAGCAGUUGGAGUUUUGGACCUGACAGGGUAUUCAGAUUUGAUUAAGACCCCAGAUCUGAACUGGGCCUGGCUUCUUGAUGCGCCCACUACCUUGCAUCAAUGUCUUCCACCCGGCUCUCACCAUGGAGUGUGGCAAGUUCAACCGAGCACUUUGCGUGUGCCCUUACCUGAACCGUAUCAUUCAGCUGAGCAAUGGAAACAAUUGGAUUUUCUUUGUAUGACUGCCAAUGUCCUUGCUCUUGGCUCUGUUGAUGCUGACAUGCCCACUUCCUCCAGCUCUGAACGCGCACUCCGCUUAGCCCAUCAAUGGCAUCAAGAUGGCAUUCACGUGGCAGGACUUCAGGAGACCCGCCGAGAAGUUGGCACGUAUACUGCUGGCAAUUACAAGUGCUUUGCUUCAGGAGCUCAACGUUGCAGUCGUGCGCAGCAUUUUGGCUGUGAAUUGUGGAUCCAUCAAAAUUUGGUCCUCGUUCCUGAUCUCCAGCUGAAAUUUGUUGACUUCCAAGCGGUUGUUACCCAUGCAGAUCCCAGGCGCCUGAUUGUCAAUUUGACACAUGGACAAUGUCGUCUUUCCUUCAUUGUCCUGCACGUACCAUGCAAAACUUCUCAAUGUGAUCUCGAAGAAAUCCAUAAGUGGUGGACUGAAACCCAGGCAGCAGUGCGCAAGGCUGACAUUGCUCCCCUGACUUGGAUUUUUAUUGAUGCAAACGCCCCACUGGCUUCGCAUGAGACCACGUUGUUCUCUACCCAUGGUGCUGAACCUAUGAAUGGCCCUGGCGAACUUUUUGAAGCUGCUCUCACCGAAUUUCAGUGGUACGCUCCUACCACCAUGGCCCGGUGCCACACAGGAGCUCAUCACACAUGGACCCAUCCGCGAGGAGCCAAGUCUCGUCGUGAUUAUAUUUUGACUUCAGCCGCAGCACAUUCUCUCUCCAGUCAGACGUGGGUCGCUCAGAAACAUGAUGGGGGCUUCAGUCAUGAAGAUCACCUUCCGGUCUGCCUGCAUGCUUGUGGAUGGAUUGCCAUUGAACCUGUCACUGAUCGAGUGCACUGGGAUUCCCUCGCUUUCUUAGAUCCUGUCAAAUGCCAGCAGUUUCAAGAAGCUUUGGAGACACUACCCAUUCCAGCAUGGCCAGUUCAUGUGGAUGCGCAUGCUGACCAAUUUGAAUCCAAUCUCCUUGACUUGGCCAAGCAGUUCUUCACCAAAACCAAACAUGAUCGAGUACGGCCUCGACUCCGUGAAUCCACACGCAAUUUGAUCGCACUCAAACGAUCUUGCCUUGAUUACGGACGUCAAAAUGAUCUCAUGCACACUGAAGACUUCAAAGCCCAAUUGAAGCUCUUGGAGAAGGACGUUCGCCGACAAGUUCAUCUUGAUCAACAGAUCUUCUAUGAUGACCUCGUUCAACACAUGGCGGCCGCAGGUGAUCUCCAUGAUGCCCGUACGGUUUAUCGCACUUUGACUCGACUUGGCGCCAAGAAGGGGCACAAACAACCCAUUCGUUCUCUUCCUGCCCUUCAAGCUGAAGGUGGUCCAGUCACUUCUUUUACACAGCAACAACAGCUCUGGCUCAAACAGUUUGCGGAUGUUGAGGCCGGUUACAUUGUCGCCAGGUCAGAAUUUCGGCGUGGCUUGCCACCCACUUUGGGCCUUUCUCACAGUGACUUUGACCUCGAGGUUCUGCCUACUCUCGCAGAGGUUCAAAAGCAGCUGCACAAGCUCAAGCGUGGCAAAGCCCCUGGUCCGGACAAUAUCCCACCUGAUGUAUUGAAAGCAGGAGGUGAACCCUUGGCCAAACAUUUGACGAUCUUGACUUCCAAGAUUGCCAUGCAAGCUCGUGAGCCAGCGGCCUGGCGGACUGGAAGACUCAUUCCCCUCCACAAGGGAAAGCUCCCUCGGGAUGACCCUAAGGGGUACCGCUCCAUCUUUCUCAACAAUUACACCACCAAGAUUUAUCAUGCCAUUUUACGACAGCAAUUGGUGACCUCAUGGACUUCUGUGCUUUCGCACAUCCAGUUUGGUGGACGCAAAGGCGUUGGCAGUGAUUCUGCCCACCAUAUUGUGCAGUCGCAUUUGGCACAAGCGGCUCUUCGCAAAAUCCCUUCAGCUGCGUUGUUUGUGGAUUUCAGAGCUGCUUUUUACAGUGUGAUCAGACAGGGCCUUUUUGACCAACCGUUGGACGAGACAGGCUUUGUCUGUGCAAUGCAUCGACUUGGCGUACAUCCUCAACACAUUUCUGACCUUUUGACAACUGCUCAGUACGAUGUUGCCAUUCCGAAUUUGGCUUCUCAUGCCGUUUCUUUGCUGAAGGACUUGUUACAGUCCACAUGUUUCGAAAUCUCCGGCCUUUCCGAGGUAGCAGUCACAACCAGGGGCACUCGUCCUGGUGAUCCCAUUGGCGAUGCUGCCUUCAAUUUGACCAUGGCUCUUAUCCUCCGCGAUGUGACUCUGGACAUGCGCAAGUCUGAUGCCAGUUGGAUGGGGGAUUUCACUCCAGUCGAUGAUUUCACCAUCAGCAAUGAUCUUCCUGUUUCUUCUUGGGCGGAAGUAGCAUACGUUGAUGACCUUGCCAUCUUGCUUGCUGCUCCAGACAAUGACCAUUUGAUCACUUUGGCCGAGUGCUCCCUCUCUGCCAUCCAUUGCGCUGCCAGCAAGAGAGGCCUUGAUCUUACGUACGGAGCGGGCAAAACUGAGCUCUUGAUGGCAUGGCGGGGAGCCCGCACUAGGCAUUUCAAAGAGAAGGUUGCAGCUCGUGGCGGUAAGUGGACCGUGCACGAUGAGGCCACCGAUACUCUCCUGACAGUGCCCGUCGUCAUGGCUUACAAACAUUUGGGAACGUGGAUUCACAAUGAUGCGAAGCCGUUGCAUGCCAUCCGUGACCGUAUCACUGCUGCACGUAAAGCCUGGGGACCCUUGUGUCGACCCUUUCUCAACAAACAAGGAGUUGCUCAGCGUACCAAGAUCCAGGUGUUCAACGCACUGGUUAUGAGUAGAUUCUUGUAUAAUGCUCAUACCUGGAGCUGGCUCACUGAUGAGUGGAUUUCUACUUGGGAAGCAGGUCUGCGACCCAUGUUGUAUUCCCUUGCCCGACCAGAAUUGCGUGGACAGCCACCUUUUUCGUGCUCAGUUGAAACCUUGUGUGGCCUUUGUGGAAUUCUACCCCCUCGUGCCCAACUUCACCUUGCUCGGCUUCGCUAUUUGAAGCGCAUGCUUUUACAGUGCCCUGAAGUGCACUGGCGAGCUCUUGCACAGGUGCGAAAUGAAGCAGGAUCAUGGAUGUGCCUUCUGCAUGAAUCCUUUGCCUGGCUGGCGCGAUUUAGCCAUCGCCAUUUUGGCCUCACCUCCGAUUCUACUUGGAUUGAUUGGGUCACAGUUGUUCAACUUGACUCACGAUGGAAGGGCCAUUUACGCCGGGCCGAACGAGCCUGCAGAGCCUACCAUCAGGCCAACGCGCACACCGUGAUCUGGCAGAUGUGGAUCCAGCACUCCUUUCGGCACUUUGGGGUUGAGCCUUUUGAUGCUGAACCUGAGGCCCCCUCAAUCAGUUGGACUUGCGAACUUUGUGAUCAAACGUUUUCAUCCAAACGAGCCUUGGCCAUGCACGCCGUUCAGAUGCACGACUACCAAACCAUUGUCAAGCAUUAUGCAACAGAUGGCACGUGCGCAAAUUGUGGCCGACUAUAUCAUUGCCGAGCCCGACUUUGCGCCCACCUUCGUCAUUCUACAGAAUGCCUUCGCCGUAUUCGUGCAGUAUUUCCAGCGCUGGCGGAUGACGAGUUGGAGGCACUCAAUGAGGGCGACCGUCAGCUUGCGCGGGAGAUGCGGCAGCUUGGCUGGUUGCCGACCAAAGCAUGUAUCCCAGCCACCCGCGCCUUUGGACCUCAUCUACCUCCUGCGCAUUCCCCGGCAGCUGCCGAGAUGAUGCAGAAGUGGAAGCAACGCAAAGAGGUUACUGGCAGCCUCCGAUUUGAAGGCUUAGCUGGCAUUUGCACGCAGAUUGACACCCAGGAGAUGUUGCCUCAUUCUUCUUCUGACGCUUCUGCGGACUCUUCUGAGCUUUGCUUCAUUAUGCAUUCUGUUAAAGGCGAAGAAUACGGACACCAUGGAUGCUUUUCAAUGGCAGGCCUUUCGAGACUUUAUGCACAAUUACAUUUGAAGACGCUUUGCUUCAUCCAUUUUUUCUCUGGAUACCGCCGCGAAGGUGAUUUACAACACCAAAUCGAAAAUCACAUGAUUCAGGGUCACUAUCACAUUUUCUGCAUUAGCGUGGAUUUUUGUCUCCAAGGAGAUUGCUGCGAUCUGGCAACGUCGAACAGCAGAAUCUUUUGGACCAAGCAGAUUCAAAGUGGUGCUGUUUUUGGAGUGGGAGGGGGACCACCGUGCGAGUCCUACUCGGCCGCCAGACUGAUCUCUGGCGGGCCGCCUCCCCUCCGCAGUUACGAUGAACUGAAUGGUUUGCCCUGCAAUAGUGCUCGGCAAUGGCAACAAACGCUUUUGGGCACAGCCCUUAUGCAGUUUAUGAUCGAGAUGUGUUUUUGGUGCGCCGUCACCGGCGGCUGUUCAUUCCUUGAACACCCGGCCUUUCCGGUGUGGGCUUGCCGAUCUCGCAGAUGCCCUCACCCGAAGGGCACCCACAUUUCCCUGCAGGGCAGGGAUGCAGCAGGGCAGUUUCGUACUUCCAUUGCCAAGAUUUACCCUGCUGCAAUGAAUGCAGCCAUUGCACACGCAUUAGCCGCUCCUCCUCCUGAGGCAGUGGACGCAGAGCUGGCCGCUCUCAAUCGGUUGGAUUUUGUCUCAAAGGACGUUGUACAGCCUGACGUCUAUUUUGACGUGGAGGUUGCGCUUCUUAAGGCUUUGCACACCGAGGACAUUCGUCAGGGCGGUGGGCAUGGGGAUGCACAGCGCGCUGCUUUUGUGACCCUGGCAACACACGACUACAGCCAGGGUGCUCUUGUGCUGACGGCUGGUCUACGGUCUGGACUGCCAGACUGGAUCGAUGUUAUUGUCUUCAGCGACACAGAGCUUUCUCUGGUUCCAGGCGUGGAGUUGCGAGCGUUGUCAAGCCUGCCAGAUGUACCAGUACCUGCUUUUGUCGGUGAGCCACUCAUGCCAAACUUCAACUUCUGCUGGAAGAAGCUUGGCCUAUGGUCAUUGGAGGAGUACGAUGUGAUCGUCUACAUGGAUGCUGACAUCUUGAUCCUGGGAAACAUCCUGUCCAUCUUGGAAAAGACUCCUCCAGCUGGGAUGCUUGCUGCUGUCCCAGCUUGCGAAUGUUGGAGAAGUGAAACGUGCAACUACACAGCUCCAGAUUCGUAUGAUGUUGGCUUCUACUUCAACGCUGGUGUGUUGGUCUUUCGGCCAAGCACAUCUGAUUUCUCCAAUAUGAUGGGGUGGCUGCAACACGAUGCCCAGACUCCAAGUCCAGCUCUUCAGAGCUCUGAGCAACCUGGUAGUGAUUCCAUGCCUUUCGCAGAACAGGACUUUUUGAACAUUUUCUUUGAAAAGAAGCUUUGUAGACUUCCACCAGUCUUCAACGCCCUCCAGCAUGCAUUGCGGAAUCCGAAACACGCCACACAGCUCAAUCUGAGCGAUUGCAUCGCUUUGCACUAUGUCAUGGGCAAGCCCUGGGCCCCGACAAAGCAUGACGAAGACUUCGUUGACCUACAGAACCUCUGGCGAAAGUCAUAUCAGGAGUUUUCCACACGCGCAUUCCUAAGACCACUUUGGGAGCUCCACAGAGUACAUCCAAAGCUUUCGCUGUUUUUGGUGCGGGAUUACAUCCCUCCAGCAACAGAGGGAGCACUUCUGUCUGUCAUCUACGGGGAGUCGCUGCAGGAUCGUUGGGUGCAGCUCACCAGUCGCAGGCUGCUCUGCCUUGGAGGUGUGCCUCAUCCUGAUGGUGCCAUUUGCGAAGCCCUACCUCCAGCAAUCGAUGAGAUUGGGCAUGCGCUGGCUCAAGCUGGUGGAAUAUCAGGUUUGCCAAAUCAGUGCCUCAUCAACAGCUACCUUCCUGGACAGGGCAUUGAUGCCCACAGUGAUGGGCCCAGAUUCAAGGCAGAAGUGGCCAUUCUCACUUUAGAAGGGCCUGCGCUGAUGUAUUUCGGGCUUGUUGAAAAGAAGGCUUAUCCUUUGCAUCCGCAGCGCUUAGAGGUGCUGCUUGAACCUCGGUCGCUUCUUGUCAUGAGUGGUGAAGCCUAUGAACUUUACGUUCAUCGAAUUGAUCAUGCGAAGGUGGACAUCACCAGGGCUGGUGAAGAAAUUCCCCGCGCACCACGGCGCACUUCUCUGACAUUGCGGCGCUUGAAGCACAUUCUGCUGGAACCCAAGGAAGUGAUGGAUGCAGCCACGAAGAGUGCCAAAGAUGCACAGUGGCAAUGGUGGAACUCGCAAAUCAGUGAGAUAGACUGA
Cladocopium goreaui is the source of this 9033-nucleotide messenger RNA. The record is from the annotation of a GenBank genome assembly. NCBI's taxonomy places the organism in Eukaryota, Dinophyceae, Suessiales, Symbiodiniaceae.